AUGACUUUGUUUAUCAUCAAACCGGCUCACCUGCGCUGUGUGGUGUGGACAGGAAGACUGCUGGCUGAGCCCCGGACCAGGAGGACACUGUGUCCACACCGGAGUUAUUCCACUGAAGGAGACAUGAAGAUACCCAAAAUAUACACCAAGACUGGAGACAAAGGUUUCUCAAGCACAUAUACUGGAGAGAGGAGGCCAAAGGAAGAUCAUAUUUUUCAAGCCUUAGGAAAUGCAGAUGAGCUGUCAUCAGCUAUAGGCCUGGCCAGAGAAUUUUGCCUUGACAAAGGCCACACGUUCACAUAUCAACUGGACAAGAUACAGUGCAUUUUACAAGACGUGGGCUCCAAUAUCGCCACCCCACGAUCAUCUGCCAGAGAAAGUCACACAAAGAAAACACAAUUUACUGCUCAGCCAAUUACAGACCUGGAAACCUGGAUUGACAACUUUACAAAAGAACUCCCUCCACUGACCAACUUCAUUUUACCUUCUGGAGGCAAGAGCAGCGCAGCUUUGCACUUGGCUCGGACGGUCUGCCGGCGAGCAGAGCGAAGCGUUGCUCCAAUCGUGCGCUCAGGCGAGGCAGAUCCAGAUGUAGCCAAGUUUUUGAACAGAUUGAGCGACUACCUGUUUACGGUGGCCAGAUAUGCAGCCAUGAAAGAAGGCAGUGAGGAGACAAUCUACAAAAGACCUGAAUGACCAGUGUCACAUGAGGAUGAAGGGAAAGAUGG
This is a messenger RNA of Limanda limanda (common dab), 728 nucleotides long. RefSeq names its product corrinoid adenosyltransferase MMAB-like. The coding region runs from base 1 to 696 and encodes 231 amino acids. NCBI's taxonomy places the organism in Eukaryota, Metazoa, Chordata, Actinopteri, Pleuronectiformes, Pleuronectidae. The transcript has a single exon. Gene Ontology annotation, molecular function: corrinoid adenosyltransferase activity. The record is from RefSeq and is a predicted model, not a curated record.